UUUACUUAUUGCCAAAUCCCCUCCAAAAGUUUCAUCAUGUAUUCCUUUUCUUUCUUCUAUAAAUUAAUCACCUUAGCAUUUCUAAUGGGCCUUGCCAAACCAGACCCAGGCCCACUUCAAGAUUACUGCAUUGCUGAUUCAAAAUCAUCCUUUUACAUGAAUGGUGUGCCUUGCAUUAACCCAAAACUUGCAACUUCUGCCCAUUUCACCACAUCAGCGCUGGCCAAGGCUGGUAACACCCGAGCCAAUCCUUUUGGCUUCAAUGUCACACUCACCAAUGUCAAAAACUUGCCGGGGAUGAACACCUUGGGCCUGGCCUUGGCCCGGGUUGAUAUCGUGCCGAAUGGAAUCGUGCCACCUCAUUCCCACCCGCGGGCCUCGGAGGUAACCAUUUGCCUAAAGGGCUCAAUACUUGUGGGCUUUGUUGAUAGCUCUAAUAAUUUGCAUACCCAGAGGUUAAGAGAAGGGGAAUCAUUUGUGUUUCCAAAGGGGUUGAUUCAUUUUUUGUCUAACGUUGAUCCUAUGAGAUCUGCAGUGGCUGUAUCUGGGCUUAGUAGUCAAAAUCCAGGAGCCCAAAUAGCUUCUCUUGCUUCUUUUAGAUCCAACCCUUUUAUUCCUGAUGAUGUUCUCAAGAAAGCAUUUCAAAUUACAAGCCAAGAUGUCAUCAGAAUCCGCAGAAACCUUGGUGGAUAAUCAAAUGUUAUAGUAUAUUCUUGAAUAAAAAAGAGAACAAAGGGUCGAUUCGGUCUUCAAACUUGUAAUGUAGGAUUAAAUAAUUUAUUUUUCGUCGUUUUGAUAAA
Mercurialis annua (annual mercury) is the source of this 800-nucleotide messenger RNA. Its product is annotated as germin-like protein subfamily 1 member 1. Bases 37 to 693 code for a protein of 218 amino acids. The transcript has a single exon. NCBI's taxonomy places the organism in Eukaryota, Viridiplantae, Streptophyta, Magnoliopsida, Malpighiales, Euphorbiaceae. Gene Ontology annotation, cellular component: cell wall. Gene Ontology annotation, molecular function: manganese ion binding. The record is from RefSeq and is a predicted model, not a curated record.